Molecule: messenger RNA, 342 nt
Organism: Cylicostephanus goldi
Lineage: Eukaryota; Metazoa; Nematoda; Chromadorea; Rhabditida; Strongylidae
Source: the annotation of a GenBank genome assembly
AUGGAACUCAGACAACGCGAAAUGGAGCCGCAAGAUCAGUUUGGUGCGAACACAAUGGCAAUGGAAGCUGAAGAAAGGCCCAGACAAGAAAGACAAAGAGAGCCAUCACCGCAACCUGGCCCAGCUGGUAAUCAAAGCAACCUCGACUUGGGAAUCUGGCAAGACCACCAAACAAUUGCCUUUUUUGUAAUGGGAACAUUGGGCAACGGAAAUCACGCAAUACAGUACCCUAUCGCAAAGAAGGCAACGUGUAACGGAAACCAACAAAUGCGAAAGGUGCUUAGGCAGGGGAGACCAUCUGGCAACGUCCUACCCCGCAACAUCAAGUUGCUUUUAUUGUAG